GCAACAUGAAAAUUUACGCAGAAGAUCGCUUGGUCCAGUUGAAACCAAAAUUCACUGCAGAAAAAUCGAAACCUUUUGCUCGUCCAAAGGAAAAGAGCAGCGACUGCUCGAGCGAGGAAAUUGAAUUUGAACAUCUCUGUUCUAAGCAGGCCGCAAAGAAGAGCCUAAAAUAUUAUUUGCAAAAUACAACAUUGCAUGGCUUAAAGUAUAUUGCCGAAGAUAAAAUAACAUUGCCCGAAAGAGCAUUUUUCGGUUUUGCAUUUAUUGCUGUAAUUAUAUUAUCCUCUUACUUCAUUUCUAACAUCUACAUGAAAUGGUCCGUUACACCGAUAAUAAUUUCGACAAGCGCCAAAGAAACGCUAGCUAGUGAUGUUCCCUUUCCUGCUGUAACGAUUUGUAAUCUCAACCAGGCAUCAAAGAGCAAAGUACAAGGCAUUGCUGAAAAAAAUUUAAAUUAUUCACUGCUAAUGAGUCUUUGCGGACAGAACGAGAGGGGCGAAUGGUAUAAUGUACGCGGUACUUGGAGAAAUUUCAAGGCCAUACUGAACGCGGUUGCUCAACCGUGCGAAGAAAUGCUCUUGUACUGCAGCUUCGGCGCAAAACGGGAAAAUUGUUCGGCCAUCUUUAAUUCGGCAUUAACCGAUGAUGGACUGUGUUGCACUUUUAAUGCUUUGGAUCCAUAUUUUAUGCUGCGUAAUUAUAGCGAGGAUGAUCGCAUCUCGCCGAAAUCUUCGAACCAUUUGGUACCCAUAUACUGGACGCCAGAAAGAGGUUACGCUGGUGAUUUGCCUAAAAACUUCUACCCACGUAUGCCUGGUGGCACCGGAAGUCGUUUAGGUUUGACUGUUGUUUUGAACUCUUCUGCCUUGGAGUAUUACUGCACAAAAUCUAAAAGCAUCGGAUUUAAGAUUCUGGUACAUAAUCCCGCCGAGCUGCCAAGGGUUAGCAAUUAUGGUUUCCUAGUGACGGCCGGACGUGAAGCUCGUGUACCCAUUGAGCCCAUCUAUGAGAACGCUGUGCCCUCAAUACGCGCCAUACACAAGGAGCGUCGUCGUUGCCUCUUCUCCGAUGAGGGCGAUUUAACCUAUUACCGAACGUACUCGCGCAGGAAUUGCGAAAUUGAGUGCGAGGCGAAAAUUUUAAUUGACAAAUGUGAUUGUGUACUCUACUAUUUGCCUCGCAUUAAUGGCUCAGCGCGCAUUUGUGGGCCCAACGACAACGCGUGCACGAAUGAGGUGCUGACGAAAAUCGAAUCGUUAGAUAAGAAAUUGACUUGCUCCAGUUGUUGGCCAGCAUGCUUUGAAUUGAGCUACAAAGCAAUGGUCACUGCGACCACCAUUACGCCGGGAAAAUUCUUAACCUUUGAUGACCUGCCGCUUGAUCUAUUCAGCGAUGCCACCAACUACGCAGAGAUAUCUAUAGUUAAUUUUUAUUAUCUAUCGCAUAUACUACGCACCACAACUAAGUCGGAAAUGUUUGGAUUUACAGAUUUUGUUUCUAGCACUGGUGGAAUUUUGGGCCUAUUUAUGGGAUUCAGCGUUUUCUCAAUCAUCGAAAUUAUUUAUUACGUCACUUUACGUCCAUACUGUGCUAGCCGCACCGUGGAUGUGUCACGUCGUCGUCGCCGCCAUAAGCACAUGAAAUGGUUGCAUAGCAUUAAAUGCAGAGUCCGACCGGGAAAAUAUGAUGGCAGCUCAAGGUUCUGGCAGAAUGAUACGGAACAAACGAAGGCUAUCAAGCAUAAAAAUUAUCGAAAUAAUUUAAAUCAUAUUUUACUGCAUCAUAAAAAUAACCAACUUAAUAAUAAUGAUGAUGGCGCACAACUGUAUCCCUAUUUGGAGUGA
Molecule: messenger RNA, 1844 nt
Organism: Rhagoletis pomonella (apple maggot)
Lineage: Eukaryota; Metazoa; Arthropoda; Insecta; Diptera; Tephritidae
Product: pickpocket protein 28-like
Exons: 9
Coding region: 6-1844 (612 amino acids)
Biological process (GO): sodium ion transmembrane transport
Cellular component (GO): membrane
Molecular function (GO): ligand-gated sodium channel activity
Source: RefSeq, a predicted model, not a curated record